AUGUCUGGAGGGCAAGAGCAGCUGGAGAUCAGGUUCCGCCUCCCGGAUGGUUCAGACAUCGGUCCCAAGAAAUACCCUCUCGCCGCCACCGUUUCUACUGUGAAAGAGAGCAUCCUUGCUCAGCUGCCUAAAGGUUUGUCUCCCUUGCUUGUUCAUCUUCUUGCUGUUGCCGUGCCCAUUUAUGGGUGAUAGCUGCUAAAAUUUGCUUCUUUAUGUUGAAUAUUUACUCUAUUUUAUAAUAUUUUAACAUCAAGUAAGUAUCUGGAGAUAAAAAGUUUAAUCCUUUCAAACUCUUUUAAUUAGCAGUAGAGUUUUCCUCUUCGGAUUGAUGGAGAUGACCAAGUGAUUACUCCGGUUUUUGGAUGGAUGAAUAAGAGAGGUUGCUUCACCGUGUCCCCAGAGAAUCAGUGGGGCACUUAAUCUCAGUAUCAAUCGGUGAAAUCAAACCGAAUGUCAUGGAUUCUCAUGGAGAGGAGUUCUUAAGAAUUCUUACGAACAAGAUUAUCCUCUGGGUAUUUCUUCAACUGGUUGAAGAAUUGUCCGGCUGCAAAAGCUAUUAACUGAUGUAUUAUUCUCUCUACCACGUCAGCAUAUAAUUUUUCGAAUAAUCAUAAUGUGCUAUACUCUGACGUUCAUUGGAUGAUGAGAAUCGGUGGCAUUGUUUUCGGUCACCCUCACCCAGAAGCUGAUGACCAUAAUAAUUGUCAGAUUUAGCCGUAAAUAUUUAUUGACUAAAAAAUAAUCAAAAUUGGUGUAGAAGAGGUAUCAAAAGAGGUGUUGCUUAGGUGCAGUACCUUAUUGCUCGAAAAUGGUAGGUUGAUGGAAAUUUGUCAUAGUUCCACUGAAGAAUUGGUAGAUUUAAUCUCAUGAAGAUAUUUUUUGCUUAAAAUAAUAUCAUGAGAUUUUACUCAGCUGAAUUCGAUGCAUUAAACCACGGAAUUCCGUGGGUACCCACAAUCAAAAUGAGUUCGAGAUUCAAAGGUAAACUGCACCUGAUGAUCCAUAAUCUUGACUGUGGAUCAUGGGACCUCCAUUCCUCUUGAUACUCCUACGUAGAUUAAUUAUUUCGAAUAAUCCUGACUAUGGAGUCUUCUCCCUCAGAUAAGGAGAACUCAUCAAGGACUGUCAGCGAUAUCAAGCUGAUCCAUGGGGGGAAGAUUCUGGAAAACAACAGGACUUUAUGGGAAUGCAAGAACCCGAUAUUAGAUGUCUCUGGGGGCAUCACAACCAUGCAUGUUGUCAUCCGGCCGCCACCUUCAGAGAGAGGAACAGGUAAUUCUGUGAACUCCCACGUUGCAGCCUUCUCCCUUUUCCAUUUUACUUGGAAAAAAAUACUCAUGGGAGCUUCCAUUGUGGAACAGAGAAGCAGUCGAGUCUGCCAAAGGAGACCAAGUGUGGCUGCAUCAUCUUGUGA
Spirodela intermedia is the source of this 1414-nucleotide messenger RNA. NCBI's taxonomy places the organism in Eukaryota, Viridiplantae, Streptophyta, Magnoliopsida, Alismatales, Araceae. The record is from the annotation of a GenBank genome assembly.